Molecule: messenger RNA, 937 nt
Organism: Ziziphus jujuba (common jujube)
Lineage: Eukaryota; Viridiplantae; Streptophyta; Magnoliopsida; Rosales; Rhamnaceae
Product: germin-like protein
Exons: 1
Coding region: 60-734 (224 amino acids)
Cellular component (GO): cell wall
Molecular function (GO): manganese ion binding
Source: RefSeq, a predicted model, not a curated record
CACCGACUUGAGCAAAUUGCAAAUAAAUAAAAACAUAAAGUGAACACCCACCAUCAAUAAUGAAGCUAGAACCAAACAAAGUGACGGAGUACAUCAUGAUUUCCCCACCUGUGAGCUUCUGGAUCUUCCUUUCUUUGCUCACCCCGUUGUGUGAUGCGAUCGCGCAAGACUUCUGCGUGGCAGACUAUAUGGCUCCUCAAAGCCUAGCAGGCUAUCCUUGUAAGAAUCCCAACAAGGUUACAGCAGAUGAUUUCGUAUACUCAGGACUAGGCGUUGAAGGAAAUACCUCCAAUCCUCUCAAGUUUGGUGUGUCCACUGCGUUUGUAUCGGACUUUCCGGCCUUGAAUGGGCUUGGGGUUUCCAUGGUCCGUACAGAUUUGGGACCUGGCGGCGUUAUCUCAUUGCACAGCCAUCCUAGGGCUUCCGAAAUUGUACUUGUUGUGGAAGGAACAAUUACUUCUGGGUUCAUCUCCACGGCCAACGAUGUGUAUAUAAAAACGCAAAAAAAGGGCGAUAUCAUUAUUAUCCCUCAAGGGCUUUUGCAUUUCAGUGUGAAUUCAGGUAAAUCUCAAGCCCUUUUGUUUGCUAGCUUUAGUAGUGAAAACCCAGGUGUUCAGGUUCUGGACAGGGCUUUGUUCGGGAACAAUUGGCCUACUCAAUUUAUUGCGGCCACUACUUCACUUGAUCCUGAUGUGAUUAAAAAGCUUAAGGUUGUUUUUGGUGGCUCUGGAUGAUCAAAGUUCCUCCACAUUCAGAUUAUUACAAUAAGGACUGCUUCGUCUCCAGAUGUGAAGGUCGUUGAUUUUCUUUCGUUGUCGUGGUCUACCUAGUGAUCUUUGAAUGAUGUGUAACUAUAUAGUAAGGAAAACUUGUCGUUCAUCCACUGAUAUAUAUAUGCCAAGGGGUUGUAGCAACUGCUCCAUUAUGCUUUCUUUUC